UAUGAUAGAAUUUAAGAUAUAGAUUGUGCGGUGUGGUUGGGUAAAAGUACGAGAGAGAAAAAAAUCAAAAAGUUGUGGUUAACUAUUGGGAUACAUUGGUUAUUAAAUAAGUAUAAAAAUGGUUAUGGAUUAGAUAGAAGAUAAAAAAAUUAAUAAAAUAAUCUAUAAUCACAAUGGUUGUGGGCAACCAUUAUGUUUACUCUAAACUCCAUUGAUAGGAGAGAUAAAACAUGGUGGGGUAUUGAUAAAGGAGAGAGAAUGGUGGGGUUACUCACCAUUGUAGGAAAAAUAAGGGAAUGACUCAAGAGAGUGAAAUAUGAUGUGACAUUAACCGGACGUUUUCUAACGAUUUACACCCUCUGUUUCUUCUUCAUUCACCCAUUCUUCUCUCCUCUCUCCUCUGUAAUUUAGCAAACAUUCUCCAUUGAACAAGCCUCAUCAACUACAUAAACAUAAUCAUUCAGCUACCAAAGAAAAUUAAAUCAUACACUAGCAAUAACAACAUCCCACCAUUAGCAAUUCCAUCAAUUUCAAUUUCAUAAAAAAUUAAAUUAGUAAAACCAAUCGUGAAACAAUCAAGUCCAAUAAAACUUGCAGUAAAUUUGCAUAAUCAACAUUCACAAUCAAAUGGAAGGAAAGGGUAACAAAUUGGUUCCAGAAAGCCCACCCUUGCCACCACCAAACCAAUAAUUAUCAUGCCCGCUUCCGCCUCCGCCACCACUACCAUCACCAUACCUCCUAUCUUCUUCGAGAACCCACUACCAUCCUCUCUCCUUCCACCAUCCUCCUCCUCAUACUCAUCUACUCCUUCAUCCUCUUCUUCCUAUUCCCUCCUCCGCCACCACUACCACCACCAUACCCAGAAUUCCUCGUCGAAAUAGCCGCCACAUUAAUUUGAAAUUUGAUUCGAAUUGCGACAUACCGGACUUGUGGAGAAACAGCUCUCGAAUUGCAGUAUGGCCAGUAUCUUAGGGAGGAGAGUCAGAACUCAUAAGAGUGAGGAGAACGGAGUAACAAUAGGUGUUGCAACAGAGUGUUGAUACAGAAGCAGUUAACGCCAACAGUAUGAAAAUGACCUUUUGACCCUUUUAUAAACGUAACUUGUUAAUAUGACAUAUUAACCCGUAUUUUCUCUUUAAUUUUUAUUAACCUAAGCUGCUAUUAAACUUUAUAAACCAAUAUCAGCCGGAAGUAAAAAAAAUUGUGGUACCGCUUGGAAAAGUCGAAACCUGGAGUAUACUAGUGGGAAUUUCAUUAAAAAAAAAAAAAAGGAAAAAAAAAAAAAAAAAAAAAAAAAAAAACUUAGAAGUAUGUACACAGUACACUCUUAUGCUGCACGGCUGCAGUGCUGCACCCUUUUCUCUCUCCCUUCCAUUGAAGCACAUUUUGAAGCAGCUUCUGACCUUUCUCAACUCCAUUGACACAGCUUUUCAGAUAAGAUUUUCUUCUUUAAUCAUUCAUUACUGAUUUCAUUCUAGGGUUUAGUUUCACACUAUCAUUGGUUUGUGUUGAGUAAUUUAGGGUACUUCACUUCUUCUAAGGUGUAUUAUUGAACUAUUGAUUACAAUCACCGAACUUAUGCUAGAUUAUAACCAGCAAAAUUGUUGUUAGAAUUAUUCUAUUUACAAUAUACAUUGAUAAUCUUAAGCAACAAGAAUUUCAUCCGAAAUUUCAAGCCUAAUUUGAGUCAAACUUGGUUGCUAAUGUGUUGCAGACCUUUGUUUAUAACCCUUUAAUGUUAGGACUGAAUUAUGCAAAUGUACCUAUUAUCUUGGUGGCCGCUCCUGCCCAUGUUCAUCGCCGAGCCUGAUUAAAAAACCCGAAAGGCCGGAAAGCAGUUUGGUAGGGAUUAGGGAAGGAUUACUUUGUUUGUAUCAUGUUUUAUGGAAGAAGUAAUCUGUUUUCUGCCGUUGUUGCUAGUAGAACUCGGUUUCGCUUUCUUGGGGUUGCCUCAAUAUCCUCUCUACAGCCUUUUGAACCGAACAUUGAGACUAUUCCUGGAUGUAUUUCCUUCUUACAGAUGUUUGCUAAGAACUCCAACUUGUACAAAGGCAAAGAACUGCAUUCAUGGAUGUUUAAGCACGACCUUUUGGGUUCUCCUUUAUCGAUUACGAGUCUCAUUAACAUGUAUUCUAAGUGUGAUCACAUAUCCUAUGCGUUGUCUGUGUUUUUGACAUCCAAAGAUAUUCAUAAUGUUUAUACAUACAAUGCAAUCAUAGCGGGUUUUGUUGGGAAUAAUUUAAAUGAUGAAGAUUUUGAGCUUUAUGUGGAUAUGAGGCAUCAAGGUUUGCAGCCAGAUAAGUUUACGUUUCCUUGUGCAAUUAAGGGCUGUUCAGAAGUUGUUGAAGUGAAAAAGAUUCAUGCUUUGUUGUUUAAGUUUGGGUUGGAAUCAGAUGUAUUUAUUGGCAGUGCUUUGGUCAACUGCUAUUUGAAGUUCAGGGCUAUGAGUGAAUCUUAUAAUGUGUUCAAUGAGUUGCUUGUGAGGAAUGUUGUGCUUUGGAAUGCUAUGAUCAAUGGUUAUGUUCAUAUUGAGGAAUUUGAAAUGGCUUUGGAAAUAUUUAGGAAGACGAAUGAAGAUGGUUCUUUGCCAAAUAACUUCACCGCGACAGGGGUUUUAUCAGCCUUGGCUAUGAGUGCGGACAUUAUUAACGGACGUUCAAUGCAUGGUUUUGUUAUAAAGAAGGGUUAUGAAUCGGUUGUUUCAGUUUCAAAUACAUUGAUUGAUAUGUAUGGGAAAUGCAAAUGUGUUGAUGAUGCCUCAAGGAUCUUUGAGUGUAUGGCAGAAAAGGACUUAUUCUCAUGGAAUACAAUUUUAAGUGUUCACGAACAAUCUGGUGAUCAACAUGGAGCAGUGGAACUUUUCCACAGGAUGUUAGACGCUGGUGCUAGACCCGAUUUAGUCACUAUUACAAUAGUACUUCCUGCUUGUUCUCAUCUGGCUGCUCUGUUGCAUGCUAAGGAAAUCCAUAGGUACAUGAUUGUCAAUGGGCUUGGGAGUAGUAAAACUGUGAGUGAUUUUGACCACUUGCUUGUAAACAAUACUCUUAUGGAUGUGUAUGUAAAAUGUGGUACUAUGAGAUAUGCAUACAUGGUUUUUGACAAGAUGAUUUUCAGAGAUGUGGCAUCUUGGAAUAUCAUGAUCAUGGGAUUUGGCAUGCAUGGCCAAGGGAACGAAGCAUUAUCUAUGUUUGAUUUUAUGUGUGCUGAAAAAAUAGCACCAGAUGAGGUGACAUUCAUUGCUAUUCUGUCAGCUUGUAGUCAUGCAGGUCUUCUAAGGCAGGGCCGUGAAUACCUUUCACAAAUGGAGUCUGUAUAUGGUGUGGUUCCUACUAUUGAACAUUAUGCCUGUGUGGUUGAUAUGCUUGGUAGGGCAGGGCAGCUUGAUGAGGCUUAUGAAUUGUUAUUGGCAAUGCCUAUUGAGAGUAAUGCUGUUGUUUGGAGGGCUUUUUUAGCAGCAUGUAGGCUCCAUGGAAAUUCUACUUUUGCUGAAGUUGCUGCCAAGCAUAUAAAUGAACUUGAUCCCGAACACUGUGGAAGUUAUGUAUUAAUGUCAAAUAUUUAUGGUGCUGCUGGUCAAUAUGAAGCAGUGUCGGAUUUAAGAUUGACUAUGAAAGGACAAAACAUAAACAAGAAUCCUGGUUAUAGCUGGAUUGAGGUCAAUAAUAGUGUCCAUAUCUUCGUUACUGGUGACCAGAAUCAUCCUGAAGCUAAUUCAAUCUAUGCCAGUCUAGACUCAUUGAUUGCUCCUCUUUGUGAGCAUGGAUAUGCUCUUUCUUCCCUAUAAACAAUAGGAACUUGCUUUUUCUCAGUGGUGAGAUACAAUUGAAAUUUUUUCUUGAAUAUGCCGGUUAGAUAAAGCUGAGGUGGUAAGUCAGGUUCAUUGGUUUAAUAUAGACAACUGAUAAAGCCCUUUGUUAUGUCUGUUAAAAUUGACUUUGUUUGGUUUGCUGGGCUAGGGACUGCACUUAUGGAAUGGCUUUAAACUGACUUAGUGUAUAUCUGGCAGUGGCUAUUUUGCAGCAUAUUGGAAGAACGAUCAAAGAUAUGAUUUGGUGGUUCUGUAAGUUACUAUUAUUUUUCCCUACGGCUCUUGCAACAGCAUUGGAUAUCAUCUGAGCAGUGUAUCACUUGUUUUCAUCUCUGUUACAUUUUCACUUUGGAAGAAAAGAAGAGUGAGCUGUGGAACACAAUCCAGAGAAAAAGCAUUCUUGCCCCAACCUGACAAAGUCCAUUCCACAAUUACCAUGGUCCAGAACUCAAAUGUCCAGAUUACAUGGUUACUCCUGGAGUCUUGGGACAAGGGAUUACCCGAAAUUGUAUCAUACCUUAUACAUGAUCACUGAUUGAGCCGAUUUCUAUCUUGAUCUCAAGAACAAGGCAUCAAAUGGCAACUAGGGCAUAAGAAUAGAUAUUGAAGAUUAAAUAUAGAACUAUAGAAAUGUUCCCUUAUUUUUAGUUUAUAUUUUGUAGAUUUGGAUUACUUCAAUUUUGUUUUCAAUUCUACUUCAAAUGCUUGUUAAAGAUUAAAAAAUGUCAGAUGACAGCCGGGCUGGCUUUCAGCUUA
Molecule: messenger RNA, 4564 nt
Organism: Chenopodium quinoa (quinoa)
Lineage: Eukaryota; Viridiplantae; Streptophyta; Magnoliopsida; Caryophyllales; Amaranthaceae
Product: pentatricopeptide repeat-containing protein At3g14730-like
Exons: 4
Coding region: 1877-3784 (635 amino acids)
Biological process (GO): RNA modification
Molecular function (GO): protein binding; RNA binding
Source: RefSeq, a predicted model, not a curated record